GACCUCCAUGUUUUUAGCAAACCCAAUUUAUUCCAACCCCAUAAAACCCACAAACCUUCUCCUACUUUCAAGCCUCCUUACCCAAAACAGGCUGUGCAUCCCCAUUAAAUACCCCCCAUUCAUCUCCUUCUCCCUCCACCCCCAUCAACUCUCAUUCAAACUUCCAACUGAUCAAAGCCCAGACAGGAAAAGGAAGGAAAAAACAAAAAAAACCCUAGACAGAAAAAUGGCCAACAAGCUGGUUUCAGUCUUUCUCAUGUGCAUCGUGGUCAUGGCAACACUGCACAUUCGCCAGGCCGUGGCCGACGAUGGUUACAAGACAUGUUACGAGCCCUGCGAUGAAGAAUGCAAAUCCGAAGGCAACGGCGACACCUUCUGUGAAAUGAAGUGCGACACCGACUGCCUCGCGAAGGUUGCUGCUGAAAAACUCAACGCCUUCAAGCCCUGAGGGAAGAGGAAGGGUGGAGCAGAGCAUGGUACAUGCAAUAACACAGAAUAAGAGCUGUUGUGGAAUAAUUUCGGAAACUUUGUUUCAGACAUUGUAAUAAAAUUGAUUUUCAUGAUUGUGAAUGUGGAGGAUGUUGUUUCUGCAAUUAAUAUAAUUUCUGCCGCUUUCAUUAUGUUGGUGGCUCGGGUUUGA
Molecule: messenger RNA, 640 nt
Organism: Vitis vinifera (wine grape)
Lineage: Eukaryota; Viridiplantae; Streptophyta; Magnoliopsida; Vitales; Vitaceae
Exons: 2
Coding region: 8-448 (146 amino acids)
Source: RefSeq, a predicted model, not a curated record